Messenger RNA from Gossypium raimondii (Peruvian cotton), 780 nucleotides. Its product is annotated as DNA-directed RNA polymerases II, IV and V subunit 8B. Gene Ontology annotation, molecular function: DNA-directed RNA polymerase activity. The transcript has 4 exons. Lineage: Eukaryota; Viridiplantae; Streptophyta; Magnoliopsida; Malvales; Malvaceae. The record is from RefSeq and is a predicted model, not a curated record. The coding region runs from base 142 to 579 and encodes 145 amino acids. Gene Ontology annotation, biological process: DNA-templated transcription. Gene Ontology annotation, cellular component: RNA polymerase II, core complex; RNA polymerase III complex; RNA polymerase I complex.
GAAUCCGAAUGCAUGGUUUCCGGCUUUCCAUAAACCAACAUAACCUUCCCUUCCCUUCUCAUUCAGAGCCACUCUCAUUGUUAAACUCCUUUUUAAGUCUUUUUGCUGUGAAUUUAGUGUAGAGAGUAAAAUUUGCUGAAGAUGUCAAGCAUAAUACUUUUCGAGGACAUUUUUGUGGUUGAUAAGCUUGACCCAGAUGGUAAAAAGUUUGAUAAAGUUACUCGAAUUGAAGCACGGAGCCAAAACUGUGACAUGUACAUGCACCUAGAUGUGAAUACAGAGAUAUACCCUAUGCAUGUUGGUGACAAAUUCACAAUGGCUUUAGCUCACACAUUGAAUUUGGAUGGAACUCCUGACACUGGCUAUUACACUCCGGGAAGGAAGUCUCUUGCUGAUAAGUACGAGUAUGUCAUGCAUGGGAAGCUAUACAAGAUAACAGAUGACGCUUCAGGCAAAGGACUUAAAGCGGAGCUCUAUGUUUCAUAUGGAGGGCUUCUAAUGCUGCUCAGGGGAGAAGCUUCUCAUGUCUCCCACUUUGAACUCGACCAGAGAAUAUUUCUUCUCAUGAGGAAGCUCUGAAACUUUAAUUGCAUCUAAUAUGCGAGCUUCUAGAUUGUUCUAUGGUAGUAUAAAGCGCAACUUUUGUCAGCCGAGACUGGUUUAAUCUGGAAUUUUAUGCAAACAAAUGCUCGAAGCAAUUUGACAGUCCCAAGUGCCUAUUGACUUGUAACUUCGCGGUAAUUUUAUUCGGGCUCUCGUUAUAAUUAUUCCAUACAAAAA